AUGACGGUUAGUUUCGAUGGAUCUGCUCGCGUCACGAGAGGUGGAGACGCCUACAACGCGAUCUUGUGGAAGCUGCCCGAAUGGAGGGUGCUGAAGGCUAGAUCUAGGUAUGCCGAAGGCUUGACGGUGAACGAGGCGGAAUACCAGGGGCUGUUCCUAUGUUUGGAUCUGUUGAAAGAUCUGGAUCCGCGACGUCUGGUGAUCUGCGGAGACUCGAACCUGGUGAUCCGACAAGUACGAGUGAAAGGCGAAGACGAGAUCGCGCAGAUAUCGACUGUGACGACCCGAUCUAAAGCUAGAGCUGGAGUACGUAUGGGAUCUGAUCCAGACUCCCUACGAGAGGAAGUCGUGAGAGAGCUACAAAUCGAGGGGAUCCGGCAAGCGCAGGCUGAGGAGCCGUGGAUCUCGGGUCUGAAGAAGUAUUUGGUUGGAGAAGUCCGGAAUCUGACACAAGAGGAUGCCAAAGGGUUUGGAUCUAUCGCUGUGAAAUACGCAGUGGAUCCGUCAGACCUACUCUUUUACUGCCCGACAACUAAGGAGGAAGCCGCAGAGCGAGACAGACCCCUCAACCGUCACACCGAACUGCUGAUCUUCGUGGAUCUAUUCUCGGGAUAUGUGAUCGCCAAAGCUAGCGCCUCUAGAUCCGCUCAGACAAUCGCUGAGACCUACGAGGAAUGUGUCUUCCGCAGAUUUGAUCCUGGGACAACGUCAACGUGCUACUAUGACUUAUCGACCCAAGCCAAUGGAUCCACAGAGCGUAUGGUCCAGACAACUACCAGGGCACUUAAGAUUUAUGUGCAUAAUCUGAAUCAACGAGAUUGGGACGAAUACGCUGAGCGGCUCACCUUCGCGAUCAACACUGCAAGAGAUCGGAUCCGAGGUGAAACCCCUUUCUACAUGAUACAUGGUUGGGAUCCUAGAUCCCCCUUGGAAGCGUUGAUCCCGGUGGGGAGCACUCGUAGCAUGAUCGAAACCCAAGAAGAUGGCGAUAUCGGAUACAAAGGUACUAUCAACAAUCUCGAGAACAAGUGA
This is a messenger RNA of Phytophthora megakarya, 1032 nucleotides long. The record is from the annotation of a GenBank genome assembly. NCBI's taxonomy places the organism in Eukaryota, Oomycota, Peronosporomycetes, Peronosporales, Peronosporaceae.